Messenger RNA from Caenorhabditis elegans, 6572 nucleotides. RefSeq names its product HEAT repeat-containing protein 5B (gene soap-1). Gene Ontology annotation, cellular component: cytosol. The record is from RefSeq and is marked reviewed. Bases 16 to 6246 code for a protein of 2076 amino acids. The transcript has 12 exons. Lineage: Eukaryota; Metazoa; Nematoda; Chromadorea; Rhabditida; Rhabditidae.
AGACUCAACAGUUUCAUGGAUGAAACCCAUAGUUUGUUAUUAAACGAAGAGGCGCUCGAGGCGUGCCCCGAGCAAAAACGACCAGUCUUUAUUUACGAAUGGCUGCGAUAUCUCGAUCGAAUUCUUCCAAUAACCCAGCGAGAAGAUCUCAAAAAUGUGCAAAAAGAGCUGCAGCAACAGCUGGAAUCGCGGCUUCACACGGUUGUCGGGCCGCCGACAAGGAAGCUGAUUGCACGAUGCAUCGGACGGGUAUACGCGUUGACAGGCGACAUUGUAUCGUUGAAUACGCUGCUCAAUUCAUGUAAUGACACAUUAAAAGUAAAAGAUGAGUCACCGAAAGCUGUGCAGAGCAAAUUAGCAGCUCUGGCAUGUCUAUCAGCAGUUUACGAUUCGAUGGGUAGAAUGGCAGGACGAUCGAUUGAAGAUACAUUGGCAAUUGUUAAAAACUGGAUGAGCACCGCCGUUGCUCAUUCUCAGGCGCAUAUCAUGAAUACAUUGACAAGUAUGGUGAAGGCAUUGGGAUCCGGCGAUUAUGUGACUCAUAAAAAGAUUCACUCAAUCGCGAAAAAUUCCCUGCAAGACAGAACUCUCUGCAAGACGCCGAAUGUGAAGAUCGCAAGUUUGGAAUGUCUAACAGCUCUCGUCCAAUUCCAUACACCAAUCUACACAACGGAGCUGGAAGCAUCGUGUACAAUGUGUAUCAAGAUUCUUGAAGGAUCCACGUAUGAAUUGCGAUGUGCAGUUGCCAAAUUCACGGCUCAGCUGCUCGCAACAUCUAUGAAACCACCACCGGGAGCAGUUAUAAAAGCAAAAUCAAAUCAAACAGUUCCGGUACGUCCAGCUUCAGUAACAGAUACACUGAAUCUUCUUGCUUCUGGAUUCCUACGUGGAGGUAUUGGAGGAUUUUUAAAAGGAAGCUCAUCGACAUUUUCAACGAUGGGAAGAUCUGACAUUCGAAUUGGAGUUAGUAUUUGUUACGUUGAAAUGGUUCGAGAGAUGGGAUCCGCCUGGUUGGAGAAGCAUCUUAUUGCAGUAUGCUGUCAUAUGGUUGAUUUAGCAUCGAAAUGUGGCCAUUUGGCAUAUACACAAAACGCGUCUCACGUCUCUGAAGCUCUCACAAUCCGAAGGUGCAUCUCAUUCAUUCUUCGACAAACGAUUGGCUCUUUGCUCGGAGAAAAUGCUCAAACUCUUGCCUGCAAGCAUCUCGGAGUACUUCUUUCACAAUAUGUCGAUCUUGUGAGCAUUGGUACUGGUGAUAAUCUGGAUUCAUCAGUCGAUAGUAGUGAUUAUGGAAGUGGUUAUGCAAUAAUUGUGAUUUUACAAGAAAUAUCAGUUCUGGUCAGGCAAAUAGGCACAUCUGUUAUGUCACUUUUCACCGAGGCAACUGGAAUUAUGGAACAUAUUUUCAAAUGUUUAACACAUCCACUAGCUUCUGCUAGAUACGCGGCUGCAUGGUGUCUACGAUGUAUUGCAACUGCUGUUCCGAAUCUAAUGACUCCACUUAUCGAUAGAUGUCUUCCAAGACUUGAUCAACUUUCAUCAUCUUCUAGAGCAAUAAGCGGGUUUUCAAUGGCUCUCUCUGCACUUUUAGCAGCAUCUACAGAUAGUUCAAAACUUGGAAUUCCCUAUGCAAAACCUUUAAAAGUACUGGAUCUUGCUGAAGAAAUGCUUCGAACUUCAACUCAACAACCGAAACUUACGAUUGCCAAGUUGGAAUCCGGAUGGAAUCUAAUCUAUGCACUAAUUCAUCUUGGUCCAUCUGUAAUGAAAGAACACUUACCACGUGUUAUAAAACUAUGGAAGGCGGCUUUUGCUAGAAGUGCCAAAGAAGCUGAAAGUGAGAAUAGCAGAGGAGAUGCAUUUUCUUGGCAAUGUGCUAUGAUUGCUCAAGCUGGAGCACUUUCAGUCAUGGAGGCAGUAGCUUCACAACCAGAAUUGUCUUCAACCAAUAAUGCAUUGGAUGCAAUGAAAGUUCCAAUUGAAUGUAGUCUUGUUAUGAUGUCACAAGUCGGAAACUUGAUUAAAAGUUAUGGAAAUGAAAUGAGACAAGCGAAUUCAGUGGUUAGAAUUCGUCUCUACCGUCUACUUCUGCUUCUUCCACACAAAAGUUUCGAAGGAAGCUAUGCUGCUUUGCUCCGAGAGCUUGUCGCAGAUAUCACAUUAUCUGACAACUCGCAGAGUACACUGACGACUUCAUUACCAAUUAGUCAGUUCACAGGAGUGGAGAAGAUUUUGAUUUCACCGGUUUAUGAUGCUACAGACUAUUCCAUGGUCGAAGAUUUGUUACAAACACCGAUAUCAUCAGUUUCACUUGGCAACAUCGAAGAGGAUCUUUCCAACUUGAUUCGAGCAUCCGCAUCUCAAAUAGGAGACACGUGGCCUGAGAAUGAUUCGGAGCCGUUGACAUGUCUGAACACUGCCCUCUUGACUUAUGGAAAAGUAUUUCCAUUGGUGAACAACAAACAUAAAGUUCAAAUUACUGAACAUUUUUGGGAUACGAUUCAGAAAUCGAAGAAUGCAGGAAGAAAACAGGCGAUUCUUGUGAACGCACUGACAGCCAAACUGUUGUCUUACAAAACGCUUUGUGAACAACGUGGACAUAAAUUAGACAAUGAAACAUUGCAAAGAGCCUCGUUUGAUUUGAUUUCAUCUUCUCUGUCGAAUAGCUGUCCAAUGACACGAUUAGUUGGAGCAGAAGCGCUUGCUCGGCUGUCACAGGCGGUCAAUUCUCCACCAUUUGUAGCGUCUAUAGCCCAAUAUUGUUUUGAUAAGUUGAAUAGUUGCAAGGAUGAGAUCAACCGAUCCGGACACGUUUUGGCACUGGGAUGCCUUCAUCGACACGUCGGAUCUCUUGGAAGUGGGCAACAUCUGAAUACGGGAGUUUCUGUUGUCCUGGCACUGGCCGAAGAGAGCAAAAUGCCGAAAGUUCAAACAUGUGCACUUGUUGCAAUGGCCCUGAUUGCUGAAACUGGAAGUGGAAUGUUCAGAGUAUUCGUCGAAACAACCUUGAGUUCAUGUCUGAAACUACUUAUUUCAACGCCGACUUUUGUAGUGGAUGUAGUUCAAGGAAUCAGUAAAUGUUUAACUGCUCUUAUCACGUGUGUUGGCCCAGAAUUGAGUUGCCCUGGAGUCAUUGAUGGUGUCCGAACGUCUCUUCUAGCUGCUUGUGCGAUCCAGCUAUCCCACUCUGAUCCAUUUGUUCAAGCUGAAGCAAUCUCCGGUCUCCAGCAAAUGCACCUUUUUGCUCCUCGAUAUGUUCAUAUGGCUCAGCUUGUGGUGGAUAUAAGUUCGUUGCUCUCGUCGACACAUCUUGUCAUAAGAAGGCAAUCAGUCAGUUGUCUACGACAGUUGGUUCAAAGAGAGUCCAAAGAGGUUCGUAACCACGCACAAGUUCUUGUUCCUCAGGGAAUAGUUGAUACCAACAAGAAGAAGUUCGCUCUUCCCGAGUCGGGACUGGAGGGUGCUUUAUUCGGAAUGCUUGACACUGAAGUGAACAAGGAGUUGAGAUGUCAUUUACAAGAAACAUUGAUUUCACUCGUACAGGGAACAUCCGGAGAACUUCUCAACAAUUGGUUGAUGUUGAGCAAAGAAAUUCUAGCUACUUCCAAUGAUCAUGGUCUUGUUAGAAAGAAGGAAGAGAAGAAAGAUCGGGGAGAAGAUGAUGCUGAUGAUGAUGAUGAUGAAGAUGGUGAUGAUGACACCAACUUGGCUGGAAUUAGUUCUUUGAUGGAGGAGGACAAGGGAAAAGUACAACCAAGAUGGCCUACAAAAGUAUUUACAAUGGAGAUUGUGAAUCGACUGAUGAGUGUUUGUGACACCGAACGAGCACAUCUUGAUAUGGCUCUUGCGAAGGAACUUCAAAUCACAUCUGCUGGAAAGAAUGAUUACUUGGUUCUCCAUCUCUCGGAUCUCGUCAGAAUGUCCUUCAUGGCUGCGACUUCCGACAAUUCUCUUCUUCGAAUUGCUGGACUAAAGUCGUUAGAAGAAGUGAUCAUUCGCUUCUCGUCUUGCCCUGAGCCCGAAUUUCCUGGACACAUGAUCUUGGAACAGUUUCAAGCACAAGUGGGCGCAGCUCUUCGUCCGGCGUUCACUGACGACACCCCCAGUAAUGUGACGUCAGUAGCUUGUCAAGUGUGCAGUACUUGGAUUGGUAGUGGAGUCGCAAGGGAUUUGAGCGAUUUGAAGCGUGUCCACCAGCUGCUUGUAUCUUCACUCAAUAAACUGAAACAUGGCUCAAUUAAUGUACAACUCUACAGUGAAAGUGCUGCGACAUUAGAAAAGCUGUCAAUUUUGAAGGCGUGGGCAGAGGUUUAUGUUACUGCUAUUGAGCAGGAUAGAAUGAAGAAUGAAAAUGUAGAAGCUAGAGAUCAUUAUGACUACAAUGGAAGUGGUUCACUGCUCUCUCUUGUUGAACCAGAAGCCAAUUCUCUAAUUGCUUAUUGGCUUGCGAUGCUCAAUGAUUCAGCUCUUCUAGCCCUUCCUGCCCAUUACUCCGAUCAAUUUCUCAACCGUGGAGGAGCAUUUUUCAAUGCCCACAGUGCCGAAGCUUGCCGUGAAUAUUAUCAAAUCUGCUGGCCUCCGAUCCUUCUCGCGUGCUCUACAUGGUUGAGCAAGAACAACUUUGAACUACCGUCGGGAAUCGAACUAUCCUCCGAGACUGCAGCAGUAUGGAGAGACGAGGGAAAUGUAUCCCGAUUUUAUCUUCUAAUCGGAAUCGCAGUAGAAUCAUUGAGCAACAAGACUCGCCAAAUCGAAGAUGAAACAAUCCAAAUGUCCGUGAAAUCGUUGACUCGACUAUUGUCAUGUGAAUGGUGCCAGUUGCAUCUGAUGAGCGAUGUACCGGCAGUUAUCGAGAUCCUGUAUGUUCUUCAUAGAAGUGUUCUUACAAGAGACUGUCUCUCUACACAACUUCAAUGCAUCGAAUGUGUCGGAUCAAUUAUUGAUGCUGCACAGUUAGCCAUUCGAAUUUGUGCGUCACGAGACAUUUCGAAUGGAAAUCUCGAAAGUGAAGAUACUCUGAGAAAGAUACCAAAUGUAUUGUUCGCUGGCGAAGAAGGUGGAAAAGAUGGGAACAUCAAUAAAGAUGGAGUGAAAACGAUCAGUUACGCGAUAUUGGAACUUGCCGUUUGUGCCAUAUUCAAGCAAAUGCCACAAAUCAACUCUGCACAAUUAAAAACCAACAGUCUCGCUGCAUUACAUCUACGGAAAGUUGGAAGAUUACCGGCCGAAGGUACACAUCUAGUCAUCAAAAGUAUGCAGAUCCUUGUGCAAAUUCCAAGUCUCUGCUCACCACAUUCGAGAGUUACCGUACUCCCUGUCAUUAUGUAUCUACUACUCGGAUUUGUUAGAGAAUCAGCUAGACUUGACGAAGGAUCAAUUCAAACAGAUCGUGCUGGACAUCUUUCUGCAAUCGCCGCAGCCGCGAUUCAAUCAAUCCGAAGUAUCGUCAGUCAGCAGCCAGAUGAUGAUACUGCAGUUAGUUGGAAGACGAUCAUGAGAAAUGCGUUUUAUUCUGUUUUGAAUAUGUCCGAAGAUAACGAAAGAAUUCAACUUGACAAAUGCAUCAUUAUGGUGACUGCCGUGGUGUUCACAACAUCAGCUCCUGUAGAUGUUGUACUCGGUCAUCAGGAGUCCUUCAACAAAUUAAUUGUAUUGCUGAAGCGUCAUUUGCAAAGUGAUAAUGUUUCAGUUGUCAUGAAAACUCUACAAUCAUUGGCUUCGAUAUUCGGCAGAAAAGGCUUCGGUGGAAUUUUCGUCAAACAUCUCGGAAAGGAGAUUAUGCCAGUAGUCAAGAGAUAUCUAUCAAAAGUGGAUUGUGAAAACGAGAAGAUCACAGAAUCCGACCUAGUCAUUCUUCAAGAAUGUGUGAAGGUUAUCGAAGUUCUUGCAAUGAGCGCAAAAGAUGGAAAACGAAUACAAGUGAUUUCGCUGCUUGUUCAACUUUUGGUUCGACUACUCAGAGCAACAUCUCAUACAGAAUGGCGAAAAGUUGGUCCAAUUGAGAAGAAGCUUCACGAGAUGGCGAUUGGACGACUAAAUGCGGCAGCUUCCAUGUGGCCAGCUGAAUUUAAAAAAGUUAUCGAAUGGAAUAAUGAAUUGAAGACUCGACUGGAGAGUGCUCUUCUUCUUCAAUCCACCAGACAUGCUCAUCAAAUUUCAAUGGCAAAGACUCAAGAGGCAAAGACAACACCGGUCGUUCAGCAACCACGAAUCAGGUUAACAAUGUUUGGUGCUGAAUCCAAUUAAUAGGAAUACUUCUGCUCAAUUCCUCCUACUGAACUCAACGCGUGCAAUAUACACACUUUUCAUUACGGUUCUCUUUUUUUUGCAGCUCAUAGAUAUUAAAAUAAUUUUCUUUCUGUAUUUAUUGUGUAACUUUUUUUCCACAUUUUUGGUUCAUCUCUGUGAUUGUUGACUUUUACUAGUGAUUUUCAAGUUUUUGUUUCUGGAAACUCAAUCUGUUCUGAACCCAUUCUCACUCUUUUUUCCAUUGAUUCGUGUUCUAUUCUAAAAUCCUAUGUAUUCCAAUUCCAAUUGCUUUUGUUUUCUUUGCUCAAUAAAUUUUGAAAAUU